This is a messenger RNA of Juglans regia (Persian walnut), 1312 nucleotides long. RefSeq names its product protein FAR-RED IMPAIRED RESPONSE 1-like. The record is from RefSeq and is a predicted model, not a curated record. Lineage: Eukaryota; Viridiplantae; Streptophyta; Magnoliopsida; Fagales; Juglandaceae. Bases 2 to 1312 code for a protein of 436 amino acids. The transcript is spliced from 6 exons.
CAUGGAAAAAGGAAAAGAACAUUCAUCUACCAUAAGACCAUCUACCUCAAAUCCCCCAUCUGUGGACAUACCAUCAAGUUCUCCAAACAUCCCAAUGCACGGUUACUAUCGACCCUCAUCCGCGGAUAUACCAUCAACUUCUCCAAACAUCCCAAUGCACGAUUUCUAUGGAGCAGUGCCUGUGUGGUCAUCGGGUUUUCUCCCAUUUCCUGCUGUCAACCAAUAUCCAAGCAAUAUACAGAAUGCUAGUUACCCAUUUCAAGAUGGCAUCGAAAGCCAGUUGUCUCUCAGCAAUACCUCGGUUACAAGCAGAUUUCUGGGUACGGAGGAUACUAGACCCUCAGUUGGGGAAACUCAGUUGGCAGCUACAUCUUCUACAGUUGAAGAAAUUCAUCUUGAUAGACAAGAUGCACAACAAAGAGAGUGUGGUAGUGCCAAAACAUCUGAGAAAGUUGAAAUGGAUGGCGAUGAUGAGCCCGUUUCGGGAAUGGAAUUUAAUUCAUUAGAAGAUUUAAUGAAUUAUUAUAAGGAAUAUGGCAAAAAACGCGGGUUUGGGGUGAUGACAAAAAGGAGUGAGAGGGGAGAGGAUGAGACUGUGAGAUAUGUCACUCUUGCCUGUGCCCGUGGAGGGAAGGCCCGGAAUAGGACUAUAAAUGUCGCCAACCCACGUCCGACAGGAAAGACGGAAUGUAAGGCAAAAAUUAAUGCAUUAAAAGUUGCUGACGGAAAGUUUCGGCUGACUACAGUUCACAAUCUCCACAACCACGGCCUCAGUCCAAAGAAAUCUCGGUUCUUUCGAUGUAAUCGAGAAGUGAGUGAAUCUGUUAAAAGGGUCCUAGAUACAAAUGAUUUGGCCGGCAUCCGAAUGAAUAAAAGUUUUGGGUCUCUUGUUGUUGGCGCGGGUGGUUUUGAGAACCUCCCGUUUUUGGAAAAGGAUUGUCGUAACUACAUCGACAAGGCACGACAUCUACGAUUGGGCGCUGGUGGUGCUGGAGCGCUUCGAGACUACUUUCUACGAAUGCAGUACAAAAAUCCGGGGUUCUUUGCACUAAUGGAUUUGGAUGAUGAAGGGAGGUUAAAAAAUGUUUUUUGGGCAGACCCCCGUAGUAGAGCAGCUUACCAAUAUUUCGGGGAUGUCUGUAUGGAUGGUAUAGCACCGAAGGCUAUUAUUACUGACCAAGACAGAGCCAUGAAAAAUGCAAUUAAGAUUGUUUUCCCAGAAAGCCGACAUAGAUUUUGCUUGUGGCAUAUCCUUAAGAAAGUCCCUGAAAAGCUUGGCUGUUAUGGUUCUUACAAAGAGUUUAUACGCUGA